Adineta steineri is the source of this 2172-nucleotide messenger RNA. The record is from the annotation of a GenBank genome assembly. Lineage: Eukaryota; Metazoa; Rotifera; Eurotatoria; Adinetida; Adinetidae.
AUGAAUAUCGACAAUCGUUAUAGAGAUGAACUAAAAUCUAUUAUUGGCCUGUUUGAGAAUAUUAUUCCAUUACGAUGUCAAUUAGAUCCUCAUUGGUCUUUCCACCAACUACUUGAGCAUGUAGGAGAGACAACAACGAAUAGUAUGAGAUAUUCUUAUUUUCCUCUGCAACGUAUUCUCAAUCAACAUCCAAAUGUAUCAAAACCUGCGUUUCUUGACAUAUCAUUUGAAUUUCUAUCAACUAUGACAAGAAGUGAUAAUAAACUAAUAAUGAUUAGUGAUAGCCAACUUUCUUCCAUACCUUUUACAAUGAAUAUUAAUGAUAAUGAGAUUACAAAUAAGUAUGAUUUCUUACUUAUAAUUCAAUAUGAUCUCAAUAGUAAUCAACUCUCAUGCACAAUCGAUGCAUCACUUGAUUUAUUUAAUGUAGAAACAAUUAAUAAAAUAUCUCAACGAUUUCAUUUAAUCUUAAAUCAGCUAUUUACAUCUGUUGAUAAUCAAAUGAAUAAAUCAAUCUAUGAAAUAUCAUUAACAUUACCAAAUGAAGGAGUACUCAUGCAAUCAAUGAAUAAUACAGAAACAUCAUUGCCUUCUAGUACUUGUAUUCAUCAUACAUUUGUUUGUCAAGUAAUGAAACAUCCACAAAAACUAGCUGUUGAAUUGGAUGAUCAAUCUUUGACAUAUUCUGAAUUGCUAUAUUAUGUUCAAUUAUUAUCUUUGAAUCUUCUCAAAGAAUCUCAUAUCUCUCUAGGUGACGUCAUUUGUCAAUGUGUUGAUCGAAGUUUAUCAAUGGUUAUUGGUAUUAUGGCAAUUGAAAUGGUUGGAGGCGUUUAUUGUCCAUUAUCACCUCGUGAUCCACAGCAUCGCUCAUAUACUCUCAUAAAACAAACAGAAUGUCGUCUUAUUCUUGCUGACUAUCAGACUAAAACGAAAUUUAAUGAUGAUAUUAGCUUACUCAUAUAUGAUUCGGUUCUGGUGAACGAAAACAGAGAAUAUAUUGUUGACAUAAAUCGGUUGUCUGAUGUCUUAGUAACGUGUGAAGAUAUUGCAUACCUUGUUUUUACAAGUGGUUCAACUGGAAUGCCAAAAGGGGCACAAAUUCGUCAUCGAAAUUUGACGGCAUGUAUUGAUUCUCUAGUUUAUAUCAACUUAUUCUCAAACAAAGAUACUAUGAUACAAAUGGCAAGUUGUUCAUAUGAUGUGCAUGUUCAAGAAAUCAUAGGAGCAUUGACUGUUGGUGCUGGCAUUAUAAUGCUUCAUCCCGAGGGAAAUAUGGAUAUUGAAUAUGUAAUCAAUGUAUUGAACAAAAAAGAAAUUUCAUAUCUACAAAGUGUUCCAGCAUAUAUUAACAAUAUGUUAGAGUAUGUGGAAAAGAAUAAUUCUUCAAGCUUGAGUACUUUACGUACUCUUGAUAUUGGUGGAGGUGAGCUGUUUGUAGGAGAAAAAGGUGUUUUUGCUGGAUAUUUUCGACGUGAUGAUUUAUCAGCGAAAGCUUUUAUUGAGAUCAAUGAUGAAUUAUUCUAUCGAACAGGCGAUCUUGUUCGAAUGGAUAACAAUGGUCUUUUUCAUUAUAUCGAUCGAAAAGAUUUUCAAAUCAAACUGCAUGGACAACGAAUUGAACUUGGUGAAAUCGAACAAUGCUUACUUCGCACGUCAAUUUUAGCUUGUGUUGUCAUUAAAUGGGAUGAUGAUCAUCUUGUUGCUUAUGUUCAAAGUUCUGAUCUUAAUGAAAAAGUAUUACGGGAACAUUGUCAAUCACAAUUACCAUCACAUAUGACUCCAUCUCUCUUUAUUAUACUUGAUAAACUACCUUUGAAUGCCAAUGGAAAAAUAGAUCGAAAACUUCUUCCUCCACCUGACAUUUUAUCAUCAGGUACUGCUUAUGAUAGUAAUGAACCAAUUACUAAUCUUGAACAACAACUACAACAAAUUUUCAGACAAGUUCUCCAUAUUGAAUCUUCGCCUAUUGACGUUCCUUUUGGUCAGCUCGGUGGAACAUCAUUAGAUGCUAUCCGUGCCCUUACAUUAAUACGACAACAGGUGUAUAGUAAUAUUGACAUCGGUCUUUUAUUUACGAAUCCAUCGAUUCGACAAUUGGCCAUGGCAAUACAACCUUUGUUGAUUUCAAAUCAAUCACAAGAGACAGUUUCUACCGUUGAUCAGCCGCAUUAA